AAAUCUCUAGAUAAACAACAAGUGUUUUAAGAAUACUGCAAAAAAUUAUCGGCAGCUUGGGGAAUUAGACACAUCAUAAGGCUGAACCUCCCGUCACUUUCUAUUUCAGGAAUUGUCAUCCAUUGUUGCCCAUUUUAACCUGACAAUCUGUCUUUAAUCCCGCUGUUGUCCAAUGUCCAAUUCUUCAGCGCCUGGUGAAUCCAAGGACAUUUCUAUGGUGGAUGUGUCCAACGCCUUACCGGACGUUUCUUCUGGCGACAACCAGAGCCAGGAUACCUUUACCGCUCCUCCAAUCCGAAGAAAAUCCACGUUAAUAUUGACUGACGAAGACCAUAUGAAGCUUGAAGAACCUUUGACAAACACCUCGAACACUGACGCAGACACGAUGCACAUCGACCGAAGUCAGACCAACUUGAACCAGGGGCCCGCCCAGCUGUCGCCACCGCCAGCCUCGUCCCAGUCCCAACAACUGCCUCCCCCUCCUCCAGCACAAGCGACCGCAGAAGCUGAUCUCACCGUAACGGUACCAGUGGAGAUCAAAUGGUCCCAGGGUGGCGAAAAAGUGUACGUGACAGGCUCCUUCACGGGAUGGAGAAAAAUGAUUGGUUUGGCUAGACAGCCCGACAAUAACUUUUUAAUCACUUUGGGAUUGCCGGUGGGAACCCAUCGGUUCAGGUUUGUUAUCGACAACGAAUUACGGUUUAGUGAUUACUUACCUACGGCCACCGAUCAGAUGGGGAAUUUUGUCAACUACGUGGAGGUAACUCCUGAAAACGUCCAACUGUAUCUUGAUCAACAGGCCCACGCGGACCUUUCAGACGAAGAUAAGUCCGAGCUUGAAAGUCAGCUUACAGACGAAGAAACGUCGGUGGGGGAUGUCCAACCACCAACGCUGUUACUGCGUAAGAGCUCUAUUUCCAGGUCGGCCACCCGCUCCGACUCUAUGUGGGGGUUGACCAAUGAUGACGAUGAUAUGGGUAAUGGGUAUUCGAGGUAUCACGACGAAGACAUCGAUGCGAACUUGCACAAAACAUACCAGUUUAUCAACGACAUACCCCCGAUUUUUGUGGAUCCAAAGGUGAUGGAGCAGUACUACAUGGCGAUUGAAAAACAGUCUAAAGCACAGAAUGGUCAACAGGCCUGGUUGCAUCCUCCACAGCUUCCUCCGCAUUUGGAAAAUGUUAUCUUGAACAAUUUCAACUCGAUGGAUAGAGAUAAUAACUCGGGUGCGUUACCGAUUCCCAACCACGUUGUAUUGAAUCACUUGGCCACCACCAGCAUCAAGCACAACACUUUGUCGGUGGCGUCCAUCGUGAGAUACAAGCGUAAGUACGUUACCCAGGUGCUCUACGCUCCAUUGCAGCAAUGAUUGGUGCGUUUAAUUCAUAACUAGCAUAAAUACAUAACACGAAGUCAAUACGCCCCGUGUGGGGGGUUGUCACGGCCACCGGUGUCUGCCCCCGUGCCAGCCUCGUAAGAGCCUCCGCUGUGCGAGGUGUUGCCGGAGUUGUGGGAGUUACGACCGUAGGAGUCGGAGUCGAAGUUGUUACGCCCACCGUCACCGGCACCACCAUAUGAAUCCCGCCCGUAGGUGUCAGUGUUAGGCCCCAAAUCACCGCCACCAGAGACGUAGGGAUCGCUCCGUGCUGAUUGAGUUGUUUUCGACUCCUUCUUUUUAGUAUCUUUCAAUUUUUGAUCUUGAGAGAUCUUUUGGUGCUCUUCAUCGCUGGAGGAGCUGGAAGAUGAGUCAGAUGAGUUUUUGUGUCCUAAGCCGAAAACCAUUGUGUAAUUAUUCAGACUACCCGAAAAGACGUAAUAUAUAU
Molecule: messenger RNA, 1823 nt
Organism: Yamadazyma tenuis ATCC 10573
Lineage: Eukaryota; Fungi; Ascomycota; Pichiomycetes; Serinales; Debaryomycetaceae
Gene: KIS1
Product: Kis1p
Biological process (GO): signal transduction
Cellular component (GO): nucleotide-activated protein kinase complex; nucleus; cytoplasm
Molecular function (GO): protein kinase binding
Source: RefSeq, a predicted model, not a curated record